Pistacia vera is the source of this 432-nucleotide messenger RNA. RefSeq names its product receptor-like kinase TMK3. Gene Ontology annotation, biological process: protein phosphorylation. Lineage: Eukaryota; Viridiplantae; Streptophyta; Magnoliopsida; Sapindales; Anacardiaceae. The record is from RefSeq and is a predicted model, not a curated record. The coding region runs from base 1 to 432 and encodes 143 amino acids. Gene Ontology annotation, molecular function: protein kinase activity; ATP binding. The transcript is spliced from 2 exons.
AUGUUUAUUGUCGUAGUAGGAGUUACUGUCUAUAUCAGAAAACGAAAGAAUUUGAAGUACUGGAAAUUUUUGAGAAAUGUGACUAAUAAUUUCAGUGAGAAAAACAUAUUGGGAAGAGGUGGCUUCGGAACUGCUUACAAAGGCGAAUUGCUUGAUGGGACGAAAAUGACUGUAAAAAGGAUGAAACCUGGUGCGGUUAGACAUUGUCAUUUGGUGGCACUUCUUGAUGGAAAUGCGAGGCUUCUUGUCUAUGAAUACAUGCCACAGGGAAGCCUCAUUGAGCAUCCAUUCAAUUGGAAAGAGGGAGGAUUGAAACCACUUCAAUGGAGUCAAAGGCUAGGCAUUGCCAUGGAUGUUGCUAGAGGUCUUGAUUAUUUGCAUGGUUUAGCACAUCAGAGUUUUAUACAAAAUCGAAAUCUUAUUCAUUCUUGA